AUGCUGAGGUCUUCAUAUCCUUGCAUCUUUCCUGACUACCCUUUCCUUUCAUUACCUUCCCCCUCUUCUGUACUAACCUUUGGGCAGCAACAGCAGCUGCUGAGGCCAUCUCUUCUGAGACCUGAGGAACUCUCAGUGGAGUCCGGUAUCGACCCGGGUCAGGAUUACUACUCACAGGACUACUAUAAUUAUGAUCAAGGGUACAACUUCCCCCAGUAUGGCAGCCGAAGAAGGCUGAUACCUCCCAUGUAUGAUGAAUAUGGAGAAGUUAUCAUGGAGGAUGAUGGGUAUUACUACGCUGGCCCUGAGGGCCGAGGCAGAGGUCGUGGUGGCAUGAGAGGUAGAGGUGCACCGAAGAGGGUUGCUUUUAGGGACAUGCCGCCAGAGGAGGAAAUUGAACAAGCUGAGCCAGCACAAGAAGGUGAGCCUUCCAAGGCCGCCAAGAAACUGAAGUCUGUCAUGAAACUCAGCAAAUUCCUGGCUGCAAGCAAGGGAGGAGAGCCACCAUCUGACGCUGGUCCUUCUGGAUUAUCUCCGUGGAAUAAAGCCAAGAUGCUCAAGAUGUUUGGCGCUGGUAAGAAGGACAAGGAUUAUGCUAAACUGAUGUCAGCUCGUCGCAUUGACAGCCAGGAGAGUCUCACUGACAGCCCAGCAGCUAUGGGUCCAAUAGACAGCAAGUCCGAUGCUCGUAGCCGGCUUAGCAAAGUUUUAAAGAGAAUUAACAUCAGCAACAAGUUGCGGCUCAGGAGGAAGUCACAGGGCAGCGUGAGUCAGAGCUCAGUCGCAGAGAGCGAGAGAGAUGAGGAGACCUCACAAGCAGCCAGUGAAGAUGAAAGGAAAUCUAAAGUGUCUAUUAGUGUGACUGAGAGUGAGCCUGAAGAACGUGCAAGUGAGGAGAGAGAUUCUGAUGAGGAAGCUUCAGAGAAAAGCAGCGUUGACAAAGAUCAUCUCGUAGUCGAUUUAGACAGGGAUGAUACAAACGAGAGCACCGUAGACUCAGAGGAAGAGCCCGAUGAACCCGAGGAUUCUGACGAGGAAAGUAAGUCCAAAUCUGAGGAGGAGGAAACAGAGAAGGGGUCAGUCAGUGAGAAGGAAUCAGGUACAGAGGGCGAGUCCGACUCAGAGAAGGACUCAGACUCAGAGAAAGAAUCGGUCACAGAAAAGGAGUCAGAAACUGAGAAAGAGUCAGACUCCGAAGAAGAGUCCAGAUCUGAGAAGGAAACAGAAUCAGGAACAGGGACAGCAACGGAAAAAGAGUCAGAAACAGAGAAAGACUCUGAUGAAGAGUCUGAGGAGGAAGAAACUACAGAGAGCUCUAGAGAAAGCGGCUCCUCUGCACGUUCUUCUGUCAGAUCAUCAGCCACUGAAGCCAGCAGGGGGAGCAGUGUCUCUGGUUCUGGUGGUAGUGUCAGUGGGACUGGCAGCAGAAGUAAGAGCGGUAGCAUUAGCAGUGCUGCAUCCCUAUCUGGCUCCAGCGUUAGAUCAUCGCAGAGAACCAGAUCGUCACAAUUGACCUCCGGGAAGUCCAGCGAAGAUCAGAGCGAGGCUGAGUCAGGAACCGGGACAGCCAGCGACGCAGAGUCAGUGUCAGGAAGUGAACGUUCUUCAUCUCGUGGGUCCAGCAAGAAAACACAGUCAGGUUCAGAGAGAAGCGAGAGGUCCUCGACUCGUAGUCAGGUGACAGACCAGAGCGAAGGGAGUUCAGCAGGUUCCCGGUCCACCAACUGGAGUCGGCAAUCCAGAAAGUCACUCCUGAGCCGUGGCUCAGAGGGAACAAUCACAGAGGAAAGUGAAGAAGAGGAGGAGGAGGAGGAAGAAUCUGAAUCAACUCAUGAAAGCAAAGACUCUGCCAGCGAGAUGAGUGAUGACUCAUUAUCCAGGAGGUCCAGUGUGGCGUCUGGAGACCCUGGGCCUUCUGCCUCAUACAGCGGACAAGCUUACAGCACAGAGAUAAGAAGCACCUCUGACGAGACAUAUGGAGGACUGUCCCCCAUCACUGAGGUGGACGAGGAUGCCAUCUCUUCUGACAAAUCUUCAGUCAGUGGCUCUGCAUCAAGGAGUGGCAGAGCAUCAAAAGGCUCAGAUGAAACUGAGGAAACAUCAGAUGGUGAUUCAGAGUCUGAAGGGAACUCCACAUCCUUCUAGGGAGAUAUUGACCCUGUGAAUCCGGGAGAAAGAAGCGGAUAAAACUUACGGUAGAUCGGGAGAAUGAGACCAGUUCCACCGGAGAGGAGAGUUCUACGGAGAGCCAGCGGAACAGACUCCCCAACAGUCACAGCAACAUUAACGGG
Molecule: messenger RNA, 2291 nt
Organism: Nothobranchius furzeri (turquoise killifish)
Lineage: Eukaryota; Metazoa; Chordata; Actinopteri; Cyprinodontiformes; Nothobranchiidae
Source: RefSeq, a predicted model, not a curated record